AUGAGGAGACUGACCAAAAAGAAAGCCCUGACCCUCGUGAAGGAGCUGGACGCCUUCCCAAAGAUCCCCGACAGCUACGUGGAGUCCACAGCCAGCGGAGGCACCGUGUCUUUAAUAGCGUUCACGUUCAUGGCGAUGUUGGCGUUCCUGGAGUUCUUCGUGUACAGAGACACGUGGAUGAAGUACGACUAUGAGGUGGACAAAGAUUUUACCAGUAAAUUGAGGAUCAACGUUGACAUCACGGUGGCCAUGAAGUGUCAGUAUAUCGGUGCAGAUGUGCUGGACCUGGCGGAAACCAUGGUGGCCUCAGAUGGGUUAGAAUACGAGCCGGUCAAUUUUGAGCUGUCGCCUCAGCAAAGGAUAUGGCAGCUGACUCUGUGGCACAUCCAGGAGCGCCUCAGGGUCGAGCACUCUCUACAGGACGUGCUUUUCAAGUCUGCCAUAAAAAUCGCCCCGCCAUCGCCAAUCAAAAAUGAUGACGGCUCUGCUCCUCUGAACGCCUGCAGGAUCCACGGUCACCUCUACGUCAACAAAGUGGCCGGGAACUUUCACGUUACUGUUGGGAAGUCCAUCCCCCACCCCCGAGGACACGCCCACCUCGCAGCCCUGGUUAGUCACGACUCUUUCAAUUUCUCCCAUCGGAUCAACCACUUGUCUUUUGGAGAGAUGAUUCCUGGGAUUAUCAGUACUCUUGACGGCACUGAGAAAGUUUCCGUUGAAUCCAAUCACAUGUUCCAGUAUUUCAUCACCAUUGUGCCUACACAACUCAACACGUAUAAGAUCGCCGCAGACACCCAUCAGUACUCCGUCACAGAGCGGGAGCGGGUGAUUAACCACGCGGCGGGCAGUCACGGCGUCUCCGGGAUCUUCAUGAAGUACGACAUCAGCUCGCUCAUGAUCCGCGUGACCGAGCAGCACAUGCCGCUGUGGCAGUUCCUGGUGCGCCUCUGCGGCAUCGUGGGCGGCAUCUUCUCCACCACAGGUAUGCUGCACGGCAUGGUGGGCUUUUUGGUGGAUGUUAUCUGCUGUCGCUUCCAGAUGGGAGUCUACAGAAAUGUCAAAGAGACGUCUGUGGCUGAGCAGGAAAACACCGACACAUCACCUCUUUUGGAAAAUCACGACCCACAGUGA
This is a messenger RNA of Knipowitschia caucasica, 1131 nucleotides long. The record is from the annotation of a GenBank genome assembly. Lineage: Eukaryota; Metazoa; Chordata; Actinopteri; Gobiiformes; Gobiidae.